UUGGUCGGACGUCUUGUUGCUGCCGCUGUUGUUCCACGUCGUUUUAGACGCUGUUAUCUCUAUUGGUCGUUCGAUACGAGCACAGAAAACAAGAUGAUUUUUCUGCACGGUCUGGCGUUAGCCGUAUAUGAAUUUCAGAGAUACCUCAAAUACCGCGAUGAUCAGAAACAAGAGAUGCAGAAGCGGGAGGCAGAUCAGCAAGCCGCUGAGACGUACGCCGCCACCGCUGUCGAGAAGGCCGAGGCUGCUACUGCUGCAGCAGACGCUGGAUAUGCUGCCUGGAAAGACGCCAUGAUUUUUGCAGCUCUGGAGGCCGAGAGAGUGUCGGCUUAUUCCACGAGGAACGCUGGGUCACCUGAAACGUUGGAGCCCUGGAGGAGGUCAGAGCAGCUGUAG
Messenger RNA from Haliotis rubra (blacklip abalone), 396 nucleotides. RefSeq lists its product as uncharacterized. The transcript has 4 exons. The record is from RefSeq and is a predicted model, not a curated record. The coding region runs from base 94 to 396 and encodes 100 amino acids. Lineage: Eukaryota; Metazoa; Mollusca; Gastropoda; Lepetellida; Haliotidae.